This is a messenger RNA of Polyodon spathula (Mississippi paddlefish), 9006 nucleotides long. RefSeq names its product zinc finger and BTB domain containing 34 (gene zbtb34). Gene Ontology annotation, biological process: regulation of transcription by RNA polymerase II. The record is from RefSeq and is a predicted model, not a curated record. Gene Ontology annotation, molecular function: DNA-binding transcription factor activity, RNA polymerase II-specific; protein binding; RNA polymerase II cis-regulatory region sequence-specific DNA binding. NCBI's taxonomy places the organism in Eukaryota, Metazoa, Chordata, Actinopteri, Acipenseriformes, Polyodontidae. The transcript is spliced from 2 exons. The coding region runs from base 213 to 1799 and encodes 528 amino acids.
GGGAAGCAGCAGCAGCCGCCGCCGGAGUCGGAGGAGGAGGAGGCCUGGAGCAAAGCGAGCCGCUGCUGGGGGGAAUGGGAGCGAUUUAACCGGGACAACGUGAGACCGCAGCCCGCUGGCGCUUUGGCAGAGACGCGAAGCACUCCGCGGCGCCGGGUGUGACCCCAGCGAGGCUGUCUUUACAAAAUAAAUAAAUAAAUAAAAAGCAAGAAAUGGACACCAGCAGCAGCUACGUGGAAUUUGACGUGCCGGAGUACAGCAACACUGUCCUGAGGCAGCUCAAUGAACUGCGCCUGCAAGGGAAGCUGUGUGACAUCAUCGUCCACAUCCAAGGGCAACCGUUCAGGGCCCACAAAGCCGUCCUGGCAGCCAGCUCCCCCUACUUCCGGGAUCACUCUUCCCUGAGCACCAUGAGCGGGCUGUCCAUCUCGGUCAUCAAGAACCCUGACGUGUUCGAGCAGCUGCUCUGCUUCUGCUACACUGGGCGGAUGUCUCUGCAUCUGAAGGACGUCAUCAGCUUCCUGACGGCGGCCAGCUUCCUGCAGAUGCAGGCUGUCAUCGACAAGUGCACCCAGAUCUUGGAGGGCAUCCACUCGAAGAUCAGCCUCCCUGGAGGGGGAGGAGAGGGAGACUCCACCAUGUGCAGCAAGGAGAGCCCGCAAGGCGUCCGCAAUGGGGUCAAAGACCGCAACCUCUUCGUCAACCCCAUCGAGAUCUCUCCGCCUUACUUCUCCCGGCAGGCCAACGUGUCCUCCAGCGACUCCUCCAAGCUGGACUCCAUGUCGGGGAAGAGCCUGAGGCUCCGGCUGCAGGAGGAAGGGCAGUCGGACCGGGGGAGCAGCGGGAGUGUCUCGGAGCACGAGACCCCGAUGGAAGGAGACCACGAGCAGGUGGAGCUGAUCGGCCGGGAUGGGCAGGUGACGGAUAUCAAGGUGAAGAUGGAGAAGUCGGACCGGCCCAGCUGCUCGGACAGCUCUUCGGCGGGAGACGACGGCUACCACACGGAAAUGGUAGAUGGCGAGCAGGUGCUGGCUGUCAGCGUGGGCUCUCACGGGUCCGUCCUGCAGCACUCCACUUACGCGUACCCGCAGACGGCCUCCCAGUCUUCCUCCUUCCUGAGCCUCAGCAACUCCAGCCCCUCGCGUUCCAUGCUCAGCGGGUUCCGAGGGGGGCGGGCACAUCCCAAAAGGGCCGUCGCGGUGCCGGUGGAGGCACCCAGCGGGAUGAGCACAGCAGCAGCAGCAGCAGCAGCUGAGGAUGGGGAGGCGGUGCUGGGCAGCCCCGGCUUUGAGAACGACAUCCGGGAGAGGAGCAUGAGGGGCCAGUGGUAUCCCUACAAUGAGCGUCUUAUCUGCAUCUACUGCGGGAAGUCCUUCAACCAGAAGGGGAGCCUGGACCGCCACAUGCGGCUGCACAUGGGCAUCACCCCUUUUGUGUGCAAAUUCUGCGGCAAGAAGUACACGCGCAAGGACCAGCUGGAGUACCACAUCCGGGGCCACACGGACAACAAACCUUUCCACUGUGAGAUCUGUGGCAAGUGCUUCCCCUUCCAGGGCACCCUCAACCAGCACCUGCGGAAAAAGCACAUGAGCGGGGCUGAGGUGCGCAACCACAUGGAGUCCCCCGAGCCAACAGAGGGGGCUGGCGAGCAGAAAGAAGCGGAGGAGCCCCUGGCCUCCGAAAGCAGCGCGGAAUACAGCGCCCACUUUGGCGAGGAGGCUCCAGUCAAUGACGACAACGGUGAAGAUGGCAUGAAAAGCAGCCCUGACGAAGCUCAGGCAUCAAGAUGUGAUUUUUAGGGUUUAAUUUUUUUUUUUAUAUGUAUUAUUAUUUUGUUAUUUUUGGAUGUCGUUUUACAGUUUCUCCAUUUCAUACCGUCAUCGCAAAAAAAAGUAUUGUUUUAAAAACGAUGCACAACUAAAAAAAAAAAAAAAAGAGGGUAUGCUAUAUACAUGAUUGCUGUAGGUUGAGAGUAUUGAGUUAGGGGAAAGAAAGGGUUUGUUUUAUAGGGUAAGGCAAAAUAAGUGGUUUAGAUCAGGUCCAACAGAAACGGUUGGAUUCUUUUUUGUAGGAUUUUUUUUUCCUCCUCCUCCUGUAAAUUCAAGUAAGAUAGGCAUGUUGCAGUAAGUGUACUAAUGCGCAAGCUUAGCUAGAGAUUCAGUGAGCAGGAUCAAUUGUCAGUUCAAAAGCAUGUAGCCUUGAACACAUUUCAGAACCGGGUCAAUUGAAUACUCUUCACAUGACCCUGUGUAACAUUUACAGUGCUGGUUGAAAGUGUCGCCGGACACAGCAGUGGUUCAGAGUGUACUAAACGCUUAAUUACAUAUAGUAAGGUAGUAUAUUAUCAGAUGUUCUCAUUGUGUGGAUCUUUUUGGUAACCAAAUGGUAACCAAAUACAGGAAAAGUAUCUGUGCUCCUGGAGUGGUUAAAAUAGCACUUAAGAAGUAGAGUAAGGAUGGGUACCGCUGCUUUUCCAGUUAACAUGUUAGAUUUGUAUUAUUAUUUUUUAUUUAAACCAAACAAAGUUUUAACUUUUAUCUGAGCGUUGAAACAUACCGAAAGGUGCACACCGCUGGGGGCAAUUUACUUUGUAGCAGUUCAGAGCUCCUUGGCUACAGGUGUAACUGUGUUUUGCUUGGGGAAAAUGUACGUUGUUACCAUAAUAUUUGGUAAUAAUAAUGUUUUUGGUUUUUGUUUGAUUUUGUGUAAUCCAUAGUCGUCGUCAUUGUUCUGGUUUAGAAAAAGGCAGUGUGCAAACGUGUUGGGGGACAGGACAGGACAGGACGGGACGGGACGGGACGGGACGGGACGGGGGUGACUAACUAUCUGCUAUCUUACAAGCAGGGCGGAAUGGGUACGGAAACUAAAAUGAAGUUAGAUAAGCGACACUUUCUCCAAACUUUUUUUUUUUUUUUUUUUUUGUAUGUGAUCCAAACCUCAAUGCACUUUUUAAAAUACAGAACUGAAACAGAUGUGACUGGGCCAUUUUAGACGAAACAAAUACAGUAUAGCAAAUAUCUCAGUAUUUACAACUGAUAGCCACUAAUGUACACAGGUAACCGUAUUCUACAUUUAGCUGUAUUCAGAAUGCACAAUCACUGUACUGCAGCAGAUUUCAAGUGAGACAGCUAAUCAUAGCUUCUACAUCACUACUGAAUGGGACUUAAGAAAGUUAUGAAAGAGGUAGUGUAACCUUUGUUAUUUUCCAUUGUAAUCCACCAGUUAUUACAGAAGACGCACUAGCAACUAUUAUACUGUUAUUAUACCCACGUAGGACUGUUAUGAUAGUGCUUGUCUAGCUUUCUUGUCCCGUUUUAACUAAUUUGCUGUCAUUUUUCUUUUUUUUAACAGAAAUAACUGUUUUUUUUUUGCUUCUACAUUAUUUGAAAACCUGGUGCUGUUUUUUUUUUAUUUUUUUAUUAUGCAUUCUUCAAUGUACACGUUAUGUAACUUGGGUCACUACAGCCAACUGAAUGUGAAUACUCUGACACGCAUCCUAUGUAGCUUUAAGAGUACGUACUGUUGAAAAGGGUCUGUGAUUGGCUAGACUGGAGAACAAUUGCCGUUAACACAUAUCGUCCAUCCUCACUUGUUCUCCAAAGUCUACACAGCUACUGUUUUAAAUGCGUCUCCGAUCAGGUGUGAAAAUGAACACUGUGUGCGUUUCCAUGCUGAAGUUAAGGCUGUACUGAUUUGCAUUAAACUCCCCUAUAACUCGCUUGCUUUUCUGUAAGCAGAACACAAGAGUGGGCGUUCAGAUUUUCAGCUUUCAGAUGCAAAAAAACAAAACAUUGAUCUGUUGAACAAACGUUGAGCUUACUAAAAGGUACCUGGUUUGGUUGUAUUACAAACAGGCUAAAUUUACAUAACCUGUUCUGUAAGCAUAGAUUAGUAUUCAUAAAGGCUUUCUCUCUUUUUAUAUACAAGAUUUCUUAGAAAAGAGCCUGCCCCAUGCAUUAAUGAACUUGAACUAAGUGACACCGUCUAGAAUAUAAAAUCGCGAUGGCUUUACCUGUACCAAAUUACCAAACUGUAUCAUGUACAUUUUAUUAUUUUAAACUGCUUCGAAUGACUCAGUUCAUAUCUUCUACUGUAGAUCUAGAACAAGGAACACGUAAAAGGAUCACAAAUUUGAAAAGGGAUUUGAAGUUUUUUUUUUUUUUUUUUUUGGUCUUGCCGGCAUCGAGUACUUGUGUUUUCUUGGUAGGUGUAUUUGAGGUGGGAGAGAAAGGGGGUAUAACUACAUCUUCCCACCCAUAAUUAACAUUAGGCUUUACUGUUGAGUUUACCAAAGAAUUUGCCAAAAAAUAAAUCCCAGUUCUUUAUUUGGAACAUAUCGAAGUGAAAAUGCAGUGACUUCCACUGCUUGUAGGUCAGUAGUCGAAGCUGUUAAUGGAACUGUAGUGGGAAAGCAGAUUUAACCAGAAGUGUUGCUGUCGAUUUUACUCUGAAGUUGAUCUGGCAUAUAAACCUUGAAGACCUUGAGAUAGCAAUCUCAGAGUUCACAGUCAUUCACAGGACUGAAGAGCAGUGCUUCCCAGAACAGCGAACCUCGGUUAGUCCCGGGGGCGUGUUAUUAUAUAUUCAGGAUACUACUUUGUGACCUUGCUGUUUCUAAUUUGGAGCCGUUCAAGCAAACUUCCAGAGAACAGAGGACAAACACACCUUUGCUAAUAGUGAAAAUGUCCAAAACGUAGUGUUUCCGAACCUUCCUGUAUUCCAUUCCUGGAUGACAGUAACUUUUAUACAGUUUAUAAACACAAUUAUACACAAGCUUGUAAUGAGACAAAAAACAAGCCAGUUUUUUUUUUUUUUUUCUGUCCCCCAGGGCAGUUCCUCAACAGAUGAUUAAUUAUGAAAGUACGGCAACUGUUCUUUUGUGUGUUCCGUGUUAGCUUGGCCUGAAACGAGCUGUCCUGGUUUUUAUUUUGCAGUGUUAGGAGAAUACAAAGCCAUAACAAGGUUUAUGUGCUGCAGUGGUUCUGACUUUGAACUUUUGUAUCUGAUGUAUUUGCACCAGGGUUUUUUAUUGUUUUUUUUGUUUUGUUUUUUGUUUUUAUUAAAACAGCUGGCAUCUUGAUUUUUUUUUAAAACUGUGCCUUGUCGCAUGAAAAAAUACAAUUUGCCAGCUUUCCAUCAAGGAAAUGCAUGGUCCUUUUUUUUUUUUAUUGCGUUUUGUUUUCUUUUGUAUACUGUUCAUGUCCGAAGACAGGCGAUAUUGGAGUAAGCUUUGAAAAUAUAAUGGAUAUAUCUUUUCUCAGUGUCUAAUCAACUGAUUUUUAAUUUAAUUGUGUUUUAAUAGUAGGUUGAUCUAGUAGUAUUAUCACUUCAUUUAUAUUGAAUGCAGAAUUGGUAAACCAUGCUGUGAUAUCAUAGUUUUUAAACAAAUGCAUUAAUGAAUUCCUGAUCAUAGAGGCCAAUGCAUAUUUGAGUCCCUUUUAUGUUAUCAGGUGAUUCGGUGUCUCUGAAUUGUUUUGAGGACGCUGUCCUUGAUCUGCUACUACAUACUGUGAAUUCCUGCAGACUUACAUUUUCUUUUAAAUGUAAGUCUUGUUCUUACAGUACACGAACCUGUAAAUAAGACUUUUUUUGAUCUAUAAACACUUGUAAAUACAGUAGUUUCUCAUCAUGUUGACACCUGUCCUGUACACACUGAAUUGUGUAAUGUUGGAAACUUUCUUGACGUUUUUUCUCGGACAGAGCAGUCUCUGUGCUGUGUUGCACAGAGUCUACGUUGGUCACUAGAUUUCCAUUUUGCAUUUAUUAUCAAAUAGCUGGACUUUUUUUUUUUUUAAAUUAAACACAUCACCAGUCAAAGGCAGCAUGUUGUAGGAAGUUUAGUGUGCAUUUAAAUAUGCGUGCAAGCUAUAGGAAAUAGUCAUUGUUAAAAUCUUUGACACAUUCAAUAAGUAACCAAAAUGUGAAAAAACAUACACAGACACAUCUGUUUGGGGGGAGGGGUUAAACACUGGGGAUGUUCACAGGCUGUUUAACAGUAACACUUUAAAAAUAUCAUCUGCACGCUCAUAAGAGGAAUUUGCAGCCAUUCUCUUGAAGUGGAAGCAACUGGAAUCUUUGCAUUAAACAGUAACUGUGAGUAUAGGUGUACAAGUGAAUGAUCAGAUGAUGUUGGAUGCACAGGUACAGUUUUUUACUCAUCGCUCUCAUUCUCAAUAUUGGUUACUGAAGCACACAGCUUUUAUUGCAGUCGAUGUAUUACUUUGUGUUUAUUGUUUUUGAUUAUUAUAACAGUUCAGCCUCCCCUAAAAGGGACUCAAGUAUGAAAUGCCUCGACUACUUUAUUAUUAUAAUUAUUAUUUUAUAGGGAAUUUUACCCUUGAAUGGUGCUUUCAGACUGGUCAGGGUUAUUUAUUAAUUUUAUAUAUAAAUAUAUAUAUAUAUAUAAAUAGUAUUUGGAAAAAAUAUAUAUACUUGUGUAAAUGCUUUAUAUGAAAUAUAUGUACUAAUCAUGCAUUAUAAUUCCACAGUGCUCACUUAUCAACUGACUGACACUCAGUUGAGUUCACUCAAACUGUUCAAAACGGUUCCACAAAAUAAGUACAUUGUUGAGGGCAGGUGGGGUGGGAGGGGGGUGGAGGCUUCGGAAAGCAGAGAUGCUUGUAUCCGCUGGUCUCUUCCCACAAAAGAACAGCGUUUGCGUAGAUUUGGGAUGGUUGCAGUAGCCCCUUCUUUAAAGUCCCGCUACAGUUUGAGCAUGUCGGCUAAUCGGAGUGCACCCUUGUCUUAUGAGCCGAGUGUUCUUUUAAUGCUUAAGUUUUGUAGUAUAUAUCGGUGACUGGUAAACUGCAAACAUGCCUAAUUGUCAUCAUUAAACGGGCGAUUUGCAGAUGUCCCAAAUGGCAAAUCCAGUUUACUAAAUGGACUGCUGCAAUUCAGACUCCCAUCAAUAAGCUUCCCUCCCCUGUUUCGUUACCCCACCGAGGGACAGGCGAGAAAUAAGAAUCGGGUAGUUUAUGAACACUGAUCCUGUGCAAAGUCUUCCAUUGCUUUCCAUGAAAUAUUUUCACAACUUUCCUGUAUUUUUUAUUUUUUUAUUUUUUGAAAAAAGCAAUAAACUUCUCAAUGUAAUAACUAUUAAAAUGAAUACUAUUAAGACUCUUGAAACUUUUAACACGUCACUGCAAGGAAUGGAAGACUUUUAGUUUGCCAGGGAGCUAUUUUGAUUUGGACAAUACACAUUUUGGAAACGGGGCGGGGAGGGGUUGUCUAUGUACGUAUUUUAUUUUUAGGGGGGUGUUUGGACAGGUUGAGUGAAGAAUCAAAGGUGUAACUUUGUAAUCGCUUUUGACUUGUGCUGUAACACCCGGUGGGUGUACGUGUGUCAAGUUAAAGGAUGAACUGCAGGUCUGUAUUUGGCUGCAGCUGGUGCUAUUGUGUAGUAAUACUGUGACACUAGGAGAAGUGGUUUGUAGUUGCACCUCCGCCUGUGUCCAAACAAAGAAGGGAUGGUGGGCUGAAUACCCACUUCGGGAGUCCCAGACUGUUCAGAACUAAAUUAUAACUGUCUUCAGCCUCGCUUUGAUCUGUACAAUGCUUCUUUCUCAUCUGUUUUAUAUUUUUACAUUCCCUUACUUCUGAAUGGUGUUUGCAAUCCGGGGAGGGAAAUAAGACUCCCAUUGCAUAGCAGUUUGAUUCAUUCCUCAUUUUACUAGGAGAUUCAUAACACACACCAGAGCGCGUUCCCUAUACACUGUGGCUAAUCAAGAUCAUACUGAAACCUGGAAUGGGUGAAAAUGCUCAUGCAGCAAGACUCUUGCUGUAUUUCCGUCCCUGCAGUCAUGAGAGCGUUCCGUUUCUCCAAUACUGAGUUCUCAUGUUCGUCUAAGUAAGGUUUUUACUUGGCUUUGAACAUGCUCUUGCUGUCUGUGUAAAUGUCAGCGCACAGGAUUUGCUAGGCAAGCUCAAAGCCCAGGAUUAGAGAACAAACUCACUGCUGGAGCAACGCAAAAACUUUGACUUCCCUUGCAAUUGAUGGCGUUUUGCAAUUACAUUGUAAAGUGAAAGAGUCAGUUUAACAGUUGCUACCUUCCCUUCCUCCUUUUAGUUCUGAACAGAGCGCCGUGGAGUCCCUUUAGCCCACUGUACCUGCAACCUCUCAACUCAACUCAACUCAACUGUGAACCUCAGAAACUCUGCUGUUUGAAACUGUGCCGUAUGUUAAGCUAGCUAGGGCUUAUGCUGUAACAAUAUUUAAAUUGCCAUUUAUAAAUUGAUUUUAUAGCAUGAAUUAUAGAAAAAAGAUAUUUAUUCAAAUGAUAUAUUUUACUCAUAACCAUUCUGUUAUCUGGGUUUUACCUGAUUUGUGACAUUACUUUCAGUGCUGCUUUUUUAUCAUAGUGUUUGAUUCUUUCUUUUUUUUUUGUUUUUUUUUUCUUGCUUGUAAAUUGCUUUCUUAUGAUACAAAGAAUAUGUCAGGGGGGGGGGGGCAUUGCGUUUUGUUUGUAAAAUAAAACUGCUGCUGUAGCAAACUGGCGUCUAGGGUUUUUUAAUUAGUAAAGAAUAAUAUUACACUGUAAUGGUUGCUAAUGCUCUUGUAUCUGCCUUGAUGCACUCUAGAGAGAUCCAAGUUUUUUUGUAUAAUAUACUACAUCCUCUCAGGGGAGGUUAACAUGUAAAUAAAACUGGCCAGAUCUUCGCUGCAUAACUAAACAAAUAUUUCACAGUAACGACAGUCUGUAGAGCACUCCAGUAAUAGAGCAGUAUUGACUGUAUUGCGUCAAUCCACCACCAGAGGGCGCCCUUGUGUCAGAAGUGACAUUUCCGUAUAAACUUGUAUUCAGCUGAUCAGGACAGUGGUGGAAUUGGUUUCAGUUUCACACAAAAAGCCUCAUCUGUGUGUGCAAUGCAUCAAGUGUGAAGAAUAGCAUGCACUUUUUUUUUGUUUGUUUGUUUAAACACUAAGCAACACGAAGAACAUAAAUACUUUGACUGCAAUGCAUUACAAAAUAGACCUGUGACACACGUCCUCUCCACAAACAAAGUUAC